Messenger RNA from Vanessa tameamea, 1786 nucleotides. Its product is annotated as ras-related protein Rap-2b. The transcript is spliced from 3 exons. The record is from RefSeq and is a predicted model, not a curated record. Gene Ontology annotation, molecular function: GTPase activity; GTP binding. The coding region runs from base 141 to 989 and encodes 282 amino acids. Lineage: Eukaryota; Metazoa; Arthropoda; Insecta; Lepidoptera; Nymphalidae.
GUAGCGUCCCGGCCACCACUCGCCGCCCGAGCGUCCCGCGUUACGCACGUCUCCAUAGUAUCAUUACCCUGACGGAAUUUACGUGUCCCGACACUGACAAUCGUGGUAGCAUGUGUUAAGUGGUCAUUAAAUUGAGCAAUAUGAAAGGCAGACAUCAAUUCCGUCGCCGAUUUAGUUUACAGCCUUCCUUUCUGAAAGAAGAACCCGAAGAAGACAGAAGACCGCCAAGGUCUGAAAGAACCGAGCACACAGUUACAUCCAGCAGCGGCAACCUCACCAACAAUGCAGUACGACACAAAAUAGUCGUCCUUGGCGCGGCCAAAGUUGGCAAAUCAUCCCUCAUAUCACAGUUCCUGUAUAAUACAUUUUCUCCAAAAUAUAAGCGAACUAUCGAAGAAAUGCACCAUGGUGACUUCAACGUAGCCGGCGUGAGAUUAACUUUAGAUAUUUUGGACACGUCAGGUGCUUACGAGUUUCCAGCGAUGAGAGCACUAUCCAUGCAAUCAGCGGAUGCUUUUAUAUUAGUUUACGAUAUAACUGAUGCGAAUAGUUUCGUCGAAGUUCGUGCGCUGAGGGAUCAAAUUCAUGAAACUAAGGAAAGCACAGCGGUUCCGAUUGUGGUUGUCGGUAACAAAGUUGAUUUGGCUGAAUCCGGAGAGAGACAGGUGGAGUUCCACACAACCGAAUCAGUUGUAACGGUUGACUGGGAGAACGGAUUUGUGGAGGCAUCAGCGAAGGAUAACAUAAACGUGUCCCAGAUCUUCAAGGAGCUGCUGGUGCAAGCGAAAGUAAAAUACAAUCUAUCUCCAGCUCUUCGGCGACGACGACGUCAAUCAUUGCCGACUGGCCCCCAAGGGCCCCCUGGUUCUGCUCCAAGUCCUUCACAAUCCAAUCAACCUCAUGUACCGUCGCCUGCGCAGCUCGCACACCUACAACAGAUCAGGGAAAGACACGCUAAUAGCAAACGUAAUUCAUGCACUAUCUCCUAAAUUAUCCUUCCAUUCUGAAGUAUAAUCAUGCAAUCUUUACUGAUUAUUUUUAAAGAUAUUGCAUGUAACAUAACUUGUCUUCCUUGCAUUUACGUCGAAACUAUUAUUUUGAUUCGAAUUCCAUUGAAAAUAAAUCCCUAAACGUAUUUUUUUAAAACAUUCAAAGAUAUUUUAUCUCUAGAUACAUUAUUUACUUAAAAGCGAACACUAAAUCUAGCACAACUCUUAAUAUUUAAUAUGUUUUGUCAUCAGUGACACAGAAUUUUUACCACAGCUUCAAAAACGAUUGUUAACAAAAGAUGAGUAAAUUCUUAUCCUUCUUGUAUAAAAAGAUUUAACAGAUAAAACGUCUAAAUGUAUACAUUACUUCGUAACAUUUUUAUAAAACGUAUAUCACUUCAUCUAUCUUCCUUUUAAUUAACAACUACCCCGUUUUAUUUUAAAACUAAUUAAGCCUUCGAAUAAUCGAAUGAGAUUUUUUAAAUUAAAAAUUAAAAUGUAACGCCAACGCCGUAGGCAAUUAGUUUAUAUAAGUUAGAAUUUAUAAAAUAUAUCUUGGAAAUGAAAUUUUUGGAAAGGGUGAUUAAGUGUAGGUUGAAUUGUAUCAUGACUGGUUCGUUUUAAGGUAAAAUUAUUUCACUUAUAACGUAAGAAAAUAUUAGAAUAGUUAACUCUUCAUUCUUCUUUGGUCCGUCCUCUGUGCUACUCAGAAUCUAUUGGACCGACUAUUCUUUUACGUUUUUCAAGUUUCAAAUUGUAAUGUGUACUUGAACAACAAUGUUAUUAAUCGGAUUUAU